GCCAUAGUCACUUACAUCAAGAUUUGAAGAUUGCGCUCAAAGAUUUGCAUUAUCAUCGGUGUAUUGCGCUUAUUUCAAGACUUCUUCCAACUUUGCCUUCUAGUAUCAAUAUUACGCAAAGUGCUAGUUUUGAAUCUGACUGAAAUAUAAAAAGCCGUUCACUCCCACUUCAAUAAUAUAGUUAUCUUAUCUCAACAUACCAUCUGAAUCCAAUCGAACUAAACCAAUAAACCACAUCUCAACUUACAAUACUCAUCUAUCAAAUCAUCCUACAUUAUUAAACAUACCAAUAUGUCUAACGAUAACACUUCCACUCUUAAGUCUGUCGUCGACUCUGCUACUGGCACCGUCCAGAACGCAUUCGGUUACGUAACCGGAAGCACGGCUGAUCAGACUCAAGGUCAAGCUAAGCAAAACAAGGCCGAGGCCGAGCAUGACGCGUCACACGCCACUAUCAAAGCUCCGGGCUUCACGGCCUCAUCAUCAGGCGCCGUCACAAAGGACGACCCCGACAGAACUGCCGGCUCAUACAACCAGACCGUAGGCUCCGCUAAGGAAUUCGUCGGCGGACUAACAGGUGUCGAGUCCCUAAAGGCAGCUGGGCGUCGACAGAACGAAGAAGGCCGACAGCAAGAAGCCAAGGGCCAGGUCAACGACUACGUUAGCGGCGUCUCUGAUCGCGUCACCGGCACUGUGGGCGGAGCCUUCGCAAAUGUCACCGGCAACAAGGCCGCGCAACAGGAAUACGAAAGGCAGCACGAUGCUGGAAAGACGACCCAGCGAGGCGCCGAGGAAGAUAUAGUGAAGCAGGCAGACGCCGACUCUGCAGCCUCACGUAAGGCAUAAGUGCUUCAACUGAAACAUGUGGAGACUUGAUGAACUUUUCGGGGGAGGGGGAGGGUAGCAGAUGACAUUAUGAUACCCAAUAUGGAAUGCUAAGGUGUAAGCUAGUUGUCCGGGGAGGCUUGGGAAAUGGAAUUGUAUUGGUAUAGAAAGAUCUGUACUUAUAUCCGGAAUGGAGCUUAUAAUCACCUACCUUCGUUUAAAAAUGAUUACGUGACCAUUGAGAAUCCAGACAUGGACUAUGU
Molecule: messenger RNA, 1088 nt
Organism: Daldinia vernicosa
Lineage: Eukaryota; Fungi; Ascomycota; Sordariomycetes; Xylariales; Hypoxylaceae
Exons: 2
Coding region: 292-846 (184 amino acids)
Source: RefSeq, a predicted model, not a curated record